UCAGAGAGGGAGGGUUUAUUCAGUGAGCACCAUCUGGAAGGGCCUCUGCUCUUCACUGUUUAGUUACAUCGUGUCUAGUGUCAGAACAGACAGAAGUAAGUGCAGGCUUGUGCUGACAGCUCAUACAUACUCAUGAUGAACUGAUGGAGGAGCUCAGUUCAAGGCUUAAAAAUGGAUGCUUCUCUUCUUGAAUCUCCUCUGUCGUCCCCAGCAUCCCCUCUCCCCACAGCGUUCUCUGCGUCUGGGCACACCAUCCAUCCAGUGUCCUCCUCUUCAAAGCCUAGCUCCUCCCCUUCAGCAAUGACACCACCCCCACACCUUGCCUCACAGACAGGUCGAUCCCAGCUGAAUGCAGCCAGCACUGCCUUUCCAGGACAAUCAUCUUUUCCUCCACAGGGUGAAAUCCCAGAGGAGCUAACCAUUGAUGAUCUUAAACAGAGGGCAAAGAAUGGGGAUGCAAAAGCACAGACCGAGAUUGGUAGAUAUUACCUGAGAUUAGCCGAGCAAGAAGACGAAGAAGUAAAUUCUGUCACCGCGGUAACAUGGCUACUCCAGGCGGCGAAAAAUGGACAGAAAGAUGCAGUAAAGCUGCUACGACGCUGCCUUCAUGACAGGAGGGGCAUCACAGCUGAGAACAGAGAGGAGGUGUGUUCCCUGGCAUGUGAAUCUCGUUUUCAGCGCAGUGUAAGAAAAGCAGCUCUGCUCAUGUACUGGAAACUCAAUCCAGAGAGGAAGAAAAACAUCACUGCCUCUGAACUUCUGGAAAAUGUCAGCCAGAUCAACACUGAGACAGAUGGUGCUCCCAGCAGCCCUCUCUCAAGCCCAGCACAGAAACAAAGAAAAGUUUUGGAGAGUUUGGUCUCAAGAGAUGGGGCUGAAUAUGUUGGUGUAGAAGAGUUUGUUGAGUAUACUAAACAAUAUACUGAGGGUAUUUCACCAACACCUGCCAUGGAAGCAGCAGGGGAUGAUGAUGAUGAUGAUGAUGAUGAAGGGCCAGUAAAGAACCCUGAUGAACUGCCUUUGCAUCAGAAGGUAUUGAAGUUUCCCCUUCAUGCAGUGUUGGAGGUGAAAGAGGUGUUGAUUGACUGGGCGUCCCGUGCAGGCAUGCAGUGGAUUAGCGCCCUUAUACCUACUCAUCAUGUCAAUACCCUCAUCUUUUUCUUCAUCAUCUCCAACCUAACCCUGGAGUUCUUUGUUCUUGUCAUUCCUCUCAUUAUAUUCUACCUCUCUUUUCUGUCAAUGGUAACUUGUACUCUCCGAGUCUUUCAGAACAGCAAGGCAUGGGAGAACUUUCGAGCAUUGACGGCCAUGUUGUCUCAUUUUGAGCCAGGCAUAGACCUCGAGCAGGCAGAGUCAAACUUCACAUGGAACCACCUUGAGCCAUACCUCUACUUCCUCCUUUCUUCGCUUUUCCUCAUCCUUUCGAUUCCCGUGGCAGACAAGUCCUGGUUGCCAUGUUCGGAACUGGCAACAGUUGCAGUUUUCUUCACUGUAAGCAGCUACUUAAGCCUGCGACCAGCAGCGCAGCAGCAUGCCAAACUUGCUCUGCUCUCCCAGGUUGCCUCCGCCAUUUCUGCGUUCUUGAAUAAGUUGCUGGGAGGCUGGGUGGGUCGUGUGGUUGGUGGCGCUUGGUUCAACAUGCACCUUGGUGACUGGUUGGUACUGCAUGUGGGUGUGCCUUGUUUUCUGUAUCUCUACCUCCUGUAUCAGUGUACCCGUAUGGCCACAGUAGGUGGUGCACGUGGCACCUACUGUGUGCUGCUGCCCUACCUGGUGUGCUUCAUCUGGUGUGAACUCUCCGUCACGCUGUUGCAAGAGUCUACUGCAUUGGGGUUAAUGCGCACAGCUGUGGGCUACCUCCUUUUCUUCUUCGCUUUGCCCGUGAUUUCGCUGGCUCUAGCAGCCGUAAUGCUGGUGCAACUGGUGCAGUGGUUCCUCGCCCUGGAACUGACCAAAAUGGUCGUAACCGCGUGUGUUUGCGUCCUGCCUGUCUUGCUGCGCUGGUGGACACGUUUUAGCGUGUCCCCCUUGGCAGUGCUGCACUUUUUGCGGCGCAGCAGCGUGGUCAAGUUGAUCCUUGUGUGGAUUUCAGCUCUGGUGCUCUUCAGCUGGUUCUACGUGUACCGUUCUGAGGGGAGGAAGGUAUACAACUCCACCCUGACUUGGCAGGAGUACAGCGACCUGUGUGGCCCUCGUGCCUGGAAGGAGCGUAACAUGGCACACGCCCAGAUCCUCUGCAGCCACUUGGAGGGACACCGGGUGACGUGGGAGGGUCGGUUUAAGUAUGUUCGUGUCACUGAGAUUGAGAAUGGAGUGCUAGCUGUCAUUAACCUUCUACCAGUCUUUUUAGCAGACUGGGUCCGAUGUCUGUAUGGCGAGGAGUACCCUGUCUGUGACAAGACCCAGCCGGGACCCGCUGAAUCGGUGUGUCAGCUCAAGGCGCUUGCAAAGCAUAAGUGCCAUGUCAAACGUUUUGACCACUACAAGUUUGAAGUGACCAUGGGGAUGCCACAGAAGGGGCGCAAUGGGGCACAAGAUUUUGAUGAUGGCACCAAAGACAUUGUGCUUCGGGCUAGUAGCGAAUUCAGACACGUCCUACUGGCACUCAGCUCAGGCAGUGUGGUGGAGUUCAGCACGGUACUUGAAGGUAGACUGGGCAGCAAAUGGCCAGUGUUUGAACUCAAAGCCUUGCACUGCAAGACAUGUGCUUCACCGCUUGUACCAAUACGACGACAGGUCAAGAUCGAGCAGGACUGGAGGGUUAACGUCCGAAAUGCCAUUGCUUUCGCCUUCAAUUUCCUGUUCCACCCUCUGCUUUCGGCUGAGGUAGACGUUACUGUAGCUACUACAGAAGUAUCUGUGUGAAGCUAGUGGUUGACCACUGGCAUUCUCUUUAGUAUUAGAAAAGGAAACUGUUGAGAUUUGAUAAAACCGUUAUUAAAACGCCUAAGGCGUUGUCAUCUUGUUUUGUCUGUUUCAUGUAUGAAGGUGAACAAAGAAGUGAGAAGAGCCUUCUGUAGCUCAGUGGUUUAAUCUUGGUUCUGUGGACCCACCGCUCUGUACAUUUAGUAUAUUUUUAUCUGACACAGUCAGUUCAGUUAAUGGAGCACUUUCCUACCAAGCUGAUGGUCUGAAUGAUGGGCAUUAAAUAGGGGAAACAUGCAUAAUGUGCAUUGCUAUGGGUCCUCAGGACCAGGACUGAAAACCACUGCUAUAUGUGCUGCAGCAGGGGUGUUCAAUCCUGCUCCCCAGCCUGCCUCCAACACACCUGCCUGGAAGUUUGUAGUAAUCCUGAAGAACUUCAUAAGCUGGUUUAGGUGUUGAUGCUAAACCUGGCAGGAAAGUGGCCCUCCAGGAGCAGGAUUGAACACCCCGGUGCUAAAGGAACCAAAUAAAAUACCACUUCAAGCCCUUAACUAUUUCACAAAACUGAAUCAAAUGUUAAGAAAUAUGAAUUUCAUGUGGAAAUUCAAAGCCAUGCCUAAAUUUCUAAAAAGUCUUUGCAUCUGGACGAACUCAUUUAUCUGCAGUGAGAGGUUACAUCCACUGGUUUUCCCCUGUUUUAUUGAUUUUAAUAGGGCUUUUGAAUAUUUGAUAUCUAAUUUAGUUUGUUUUGGAAGAUAAUGCAUUAAUACUUAGGUGUGUGCAUGUGUCUGUGUUUUAUUAUCAUUGAUGCCUUAGAUUGGUUCAAACGUGUCUUUUGAAGAUUUAGGUAACUUGCAUUUUAAGGCAUAUAGAAGAAAUUUGAAAAUGAUUUAUGACUUUUCUGUGAAAAUACUGUAUAGUACAAUAGAGAUUUUUCUUGAACAGGUCUAAAGAUCUCUUUAUUUUAAAUACAAUUUGGGUUAUUAUUGUCAUAUCUAUCAAUAAUAAGAUCUGUUUGAGGUUUUAGUUGACAUUUCAAACAUUAAACAUUGCUGAACAGAUGUUUGAUGGCUUGAGGCUGCAUUGGAGGUACAAUUUGAACACUACAUUGCACAAUAUUAAAAUGCUGUACAUAGUGAUUGAAUUUGUCCUGUGUAAAAAUCAGUACUUUUAUAAAUUUCAUUGGUGGUGUGUGAAUGUUCCACACUACAUUAGGCUAGAUAACAGUCAAUAAUAAUGAAGUGGCACUCAUCGUUUAUCAUUCCUAUACAGCCAAAGAGAAACCACCCACACAUGCCUCUGUAUUUCGACUGUGUUAUCUUCAUUUACACAAAUAAACUGCCUUUGUUUUGCCUUUC
Messenger RNA from Rhinichthys klamathensis goyatoka, 4223 nucleotides. It is a transcript of the gene wfs1b, whose product is annotated as Wolfram syndrome 1b (wolframin). Gene Ontology annotation, cellular component: endoplasmic reticulum membrane; endoplasmic reticulum. The record is from RefSeq and is a predicted model, not a curated record. The coding region runs from base 172 to 2865 and encodes 897 amino acids. Gene Ontology annotation, molecular function: protein binding. Gene Ontology annotation, biological process: endoplasmic reticulum unfolded protein response; calcium ion homeostasis. The transcript has 8 exons. Lineage: Eukaryota; Metazoa; Chordata; Actinopteri; Cypriniformes; Leuciscidae.